This is a messenger RNA of Mollisia scopiformis, 1751 nucleotides long. RefSeq names its product DnaJ-domain-containing protein. The transcript has 4 exons. The record is from RefSeq and is a predicted model, not a curated record. The coding region runs from base 295 to 1575 and encodes 426 amino acids. Gene Ontology annotation, cellular component: cytoplasm. Gene Ontology annotation, molecular function: Hsp70 protein binding; ATP binding. Gene Ontology annotation, biological process: protein refolding; response to heat. Lineage: Eukaryota; Fungi; Ascomycota; Leotiomycetes; Helotiales; Mollisiaceae.
GACACAUUGUCUGUCUUUGAAAUCUCUUCCUUGUCGCUUUCACCUGUCAACCUUCGCUUUCUGCAGUGGCACGGGCCACCAUCGUACUAGAGUUAUUUUGGCGCUAUCUUUAUGCAUUGAUUAUUCCGAUUUUGAAUUUCAGCAACUCCACAAUCCAACUGUCAGCGCAAUUUUUUUGGCGGAUUUCGAUAGUAAAUUACUGCGUCAAGGGAUCUUUCUUAAUACCACACACGCCCGGAUUUUGCAUUGAAUUCCUUCAAUCUUCUUCAAGACCUGCCAAGCCGAAUCUCCACCAUGGCGUCCAACGGUGCUACUGAGGAAAUCGACCUCUAUGAAAUCCUAGGAGUCUCCAAGUCGUCCUCGAAGAACGAGAUUAAGAAGGCAUAUCACAAGGCAGCGUUACAACAUCACCCCGACAAAGUCCCUGAAGACCAACGAGAAGAAUCCGAGCACAAAUUCAAGGAAGUUAGCAAAGCAUACGAAAUCCUCUUCGAUGAAGAAAAGAGAGGUCUCUACGACACCCAUGGCAUGGCUGCCUUUGACCCAAGCAAAGGCGGACCAGGCAUGGGUGGUGGGGUAGAUCUGGAUGAUAUUCUGGCGCAAAUGUUUGGUAUGGGAGGAGGUAUGCCACCAGGAUUUGGCGGAGCAGGAGGACCACAACGACCACGGAGAGGACGUGACGAAGAACAGACAUACCAAGUCACUCUCGAAGAUCUCUACAAAGGCAAAACCGUCAAGUUUGCAAGCACCAAAAAUGUCAUUUGCAGCCAUUGCAAAGGCUCAGGAGGGAAGGAGAAGGCAAAGCCACAGACUUGCGAACGAUGCAAGGGUAAUGGUGUCACAGUGGGAUUACGGUCGGUUGGCCCCGGAAUGGUCACUCAGGAGCGUAUGAUCUGCGAUACCUGCACUGGUACUGGCAAGAUCUUCAAGGAGAAGGACAAGUGCAAGAAGUGUAAGGGGAAACGAACAACAUCCGAAAAGAAGGUCCUUGAGAUCUAUAUUCCAAGAGGUGGCCGAGAGGGUGAACGAAUAGUCCUUGAGGGUGAAGCCGACCAAGUACCGGAUCAGACGCCUGGAGACAUUGUUUUCACACUUGUGGAGGAGGAUCAUGAGACAUUCCAAAGAGCUGGAGACGACCUCUCGGCAGAGCUGAAUAUCACUCUUGUAGAAGCCCUGACAGGUUUUUCGAGAGUUGUCUUAAAGCAUCUAGAUGGACGUGGUAUCCAUAUCGAUCAUCCCCAAGGCAAAGUAUUAGAGCCUGGACAGGUGCUUAGGGUGGAGGGUGAGGGUAUGCCGCUUAAAAAGAGUGACCAGAAGGGAGAUCUCUUCUUGAUCGUCAAGAUUGAUUUCCCGGAGAGCAAUUGGACUGCGGAUCCAGCUGUCUUUGAAAAAUUGAAGGAGAUCUUACCUAAGCCUGAGCCUCCGAUUGAAGCUACCGAGGUAGACGAGGUAGAAUACGACUCAGAAGCUGAUAUCGAAGAUUUCGGCGCCAAUUCAGGAGAUCCUCGAGCCGGUGGUGGAUGGGAGGAUGAAGAUGACGAGGAAGGAGGGCCCGCACAAUGUGCACAACAGUAGAGGACAUAUUUUUCAUGUGUUCAUAGACAAAUCACGUUCGUCACGCAGCGAUUGAGUUAUGGUUUUCAUGCAUGCAUAUAGACCGAAAUAUAGGUGGUCUUGGUAUGCUUAUGGGUAGAACUCAACUCUGGUUGAGGGGAUUAUCAAAUGAAAUAAUACUCUACCUUCAUCCUGCG